Paramisgurnus dabryanus is the source of this 1344-nucleotide messenger RNA. RefSeq names its product dr1-associated corepressor. Gene Ontology annotation, cellular component: negative cofactor 2 complex; nucleus. Gene Ontology annotation, molecular function: protein heterodimerization activity; RNA polymerase II general transcription initiation factor activity; core promoter sequence-specific DNA binding. Gene Ontology annotation, biological process: transcription by RNA polymerase II. NCBI's taxonomy places the organism in Eukaryota, Metazoa, Chordata, Actinopteri, Cypriniformes, Cobitidae. The record is from RefSeq and is a predicted model, not a curated record.
CAUUCAGUACUUCCUGUAAAAGGUAAACAAAUGGCGAUCUCCACUUCGAGCCGUAAAAUGACUCAAAAUGUAAGCCGAAGCCGCAUAUUUAGAACUUCAAAAUGCCCGGACAGAAGAGAAAAUAUAAUGUUCGCUUUCCACCCGGACGCAUCAAGAAAAUCAUGCAGAAGGAUACCGAGGUUGGACGAAUCGCUACAGCUGUACCGGUUAUUAUAUCCAAAGCUUUAGAAAUAUUCCUCAAAUCUCUUCUCACCAUGACCAGUAAAAUAACCCAGUCAAGGAACAGUAGAGUGAUGUCCAUCAAUCACAUGAAACAGUGUAUUCAAUCAGAGAAGCUGUUUGACUUCCUAAAAGAACUGGCAGAUCAGGCCUCCGCUGCAUCCACAUCAGAGAGCAAAACUAAGGGCAAAUGGCAGUCACACAGAAAACGGUGGCAAAGUGUACCGUUCAAAGCCAGGUCACCCGAGAGAGAGAAGCCGCUGGAGAAAUCCACAAAUGAUCGGGUGAUCAACAGCGAUUCGUCCAGUGAAUCUGAACUUUUCAUUUGUCUGGAAACUCAUUCACCCUGAAGAGUGAAAAUGUGAGUUUUACUAGAUCCAACAAUCCCUUACACAGAGAACUGCAGUAUUACUUAUGAAGACCCAACAUGUUUAUUUUGGGGGGGGUAUAAUUCUUAGCCAAAUAUUAAAUGUUUUAUUUGAUUUGUUGUGGUGUUAGAUUGACCAUGAUUAAUGAUGUAGUUGUUGGUUUCACAACUGUGAUAAAAUUAUGUUUUAAAUUGUGUUAAGGAAGAAAAUCAUUUGUUUAUUAUAUAAUCGAGAUAUUUGGGAAUUAAGCAGUUCCAGUACUUUUCUUUCAGUUGGAUUCAUAAUUAAAACUGUAGUUUGCACUACAGUGUUUAACAUGAUGUUCUAAGAUGCAAGUUGUAAAUAAUAAUAAUAAUAAUAAUAUAGUAAUAGAUAUGUAUUGUCUUUCUAUUUGAUGUAAAUACAGGUCAGUGAUUGUUCUAAUGGUUUAAGAGAUUCAGCAGCAAGCACAUUGUAACCAAAAUGGUAAUUGUAUUUUAUAGUGAAUGUUCUAUAAGAUAUUAUUUUAUGAUGUUGAUAUUACACAAUUUUGUAUAGCUAUGUAUUUCUACUUCUAACAUAACUCCACAAAUUGUGACAAAAUGAUAUUAUAAAGUAUCAUAACCAAAAAUCUAUCACAGGGUAAUGCAUAAUCAUGGCCGAAUAAAAUAUGAGGGUGAUGAUUCAAAGAUACUUUUAUUUUUUCAAGUGAUGCUCUUAGACUGGUCAUAAAGUGUGAUGCUGAAGAUACACGUGAAAAUAAAUACAAUCCAAAGGC